AUGGGUUCUCUAAGUUCUAGUCUUCUUACUUUUCUACUCUUUUCAUAUCUCUCGUGUUUUCAUGUCCUCGUACUGGUAUCGGCUAAAGUGUUCAUAAGCAUAGACUGUGGUUCCUCUUCAUUGAAACCUUACACUGACGAUAACUCGAUAGAAUGGGUUGGAGACGAUCAGUACAUACAAACAGGAGAAGUUCGAAACAUCAUUGAAAAAGAUCAAAUGUAUGGUUCGGAUCCUCAUGUUAUGGAUACUCUCCGAGAAUUCCCAACUCGAAAAAAGAACUGUUAUUCAAUAGAUAUCAAUAAGGGUAAGUCUGAAGACCACACUAAGGUUGAAAGAGUCCUUGUUCGAGCUAGUUUCUUCUAUGGAAACUACGAUAACAAAUCAAGUCCUCCGACUUUUAAUCUUCAGUUCAAUGGAAACAAUUGGACACAAGUCAUAACGGAUACCUGUUUGACGUAUGUGGAAGUGGUAUAUUCAUUACACCAUGGGAACACAGUAACCGUAUGUCUUGCUCAAACUCACCGUGAUAAUGUUCCGUUUAUAUCAGCUAUCGAAGUAAGAAGUUUGGAUUCAGACAUGUACAGUUAUGUUGAUUCAAAUUAUCCCUUAUUUUUCAUGUCAAGAACAGCUUAUGGUACCAGUACUAACAACACUAUAAGGUACCCUGAAGAUAGUUACGACCGUAUUUGGCAAUCGGUUGGACCACUAAGCAAUAGUAGUGGUCUUCUAAGAGUUAGAAAUAGCUCGCCAUCUAUUAAAGUUGACAUCGCCGAUAAAAUUCCUGAGACUCUAUUCAUGGCGGCAAUAAUGCCCGUGAAAGCUUCUAAGCGAAACUUGUGGUUUAGUGGUUGGGUUCCAGAUCCUAAAGUUCCUAUGCAUUUUAAUGCAUAUUUUUCAGAAGUGAUUAAGUUGGAUUCUACUCAGAAAAGAUCAUUCAAUAUAUACCUUGAUACCUAUGGUGUUAAUGGUUCCAAUCCUAGUUUCAAUGAUUAUGGCAUUGUGAAUCCACCUUAUGGACACGCACUGCAGGUACACCUUAAUAAUGUAAGUGUUGAAUCAUACGUCGAGUUUUAUGAGGUUUAUAUGCAGGCGACAAAUGAUUCAACUCUAGGUCCAUUAAUCAACGCCCUUGAAGGGUAUACAAUUGGUGAUAAAUUAGUUCAAGGAACUAAUUCAAAAGAUGUGAAUUCAUUGGCUUUACUGCAAAAGAAUUUCAUUCAACUUCAAGAUUGGCAAGGCGAUCCAUGUUUACCUUACCCGUUUACUUGGGAUUGGGUUGAUUGUGAUUCUGAUACCGACUCUCCUCGAAUUACAACACUAUAUCUCAAUGACGUUGGAUUAGUGCGUACCUUACCAGAUUUUAGUGACAUGGAUGCACUCGAAACCAUAGAUUUGGGCAGUAACAGUUUGACCGGAAAAAUUCCUGAGUUUCUUGGAACAUUACCUAAACUUAAAGUAUUAAACUUGGCAGAUAAUGACUUUUCUGGAGCGAUACCUUCUUCAUUGUUGAAUAAUAUCAACUUAAAAUUAACUGUUUCUGGUAAUCCAAACUUGUCUACCAACAACAACACAUCAACAAACAGAAAUAGUACUGAGCCAAAGAUACCUUCCACAAGCAGUAGAAAAACAUCUAUAACAUCAACAAUCCCGAUCAUUAUACUUGGAAGUGUAAUCAUUCAAAUGUUUGAUUCUAUUUUUGGUUUGUUAUUGUAA
Messenger RNA from Papaver somniferum (opium poppy), 1713 nucleotides. RefSeq names its product probable LRR receptor-like serine/threonine-protein kinase At1g51810. NCBI's taxonomy places the organism in Eukaryota, Viridiplantae, Streptophyta, Magnoliopsida, Ranunculales, Papaveraceae. The transcript is spliced from 8 exons. Gene Ontology annotation, molecular function: protein binding. The record is from RefSeq and is a predicted model, not a curated record. Bases 1 to 1713 code for a protein of 570 amino acids.